Messenger RNA from Dictyostelium purpureum, 1577 nucleotides. RefSeq lists its product as uncharacterized. The transcript is spliced from 4 exons. The record is from RefSeq and is a predicted model, not a curated record. Bases 174 to 1457 code for a protein of 427 amino acids. Gene Ontology annotation, molecular function: K63-linked deubiquitinase activity; metal-dependent deubiquitinase activity; protein binding. Gene Ontology annotation, biological process: protein K63-linked deubiquitination. Lineage: Eukaryota; Evosea; Eumycetozoa; Dictyosteliales; Dictyosteliaceae. Gene Ontology annotation, cellular component: endosome; membrane.
AAAUCAAGUAAUACCUUUUUUUUUUAUUUGUAUUUUUUUUUUUUUUUUUUAAUUUUCUAUAAAAUUAAAAGUUCAUUUUAUUUUUAUUUAUCUUUUUUAUAUAUAUACAUGUAUUGUAUUCUUUAGAGGUUAAAAAGAAGAGGGAAAAGGGUGAUAUCAGCUAAAAAAAAAAAAUGACACUAGUAAAUAUUAAACCACUUUAUAUAUCAUCAUCGGUACAAGAGUUGGUCGAAAAACAUUGUAGCAUAGGAGAUAUUGAUAAACACUAUAGUUUAUUUAAUUAUCUAUCAACAUCUAAUAAUUUGUAUAAACAAGCAGCUCAAUAUAAAUCCGAGGGUGAUCUUGAAAAGUCCUAUAUUUACUCUAUCAGAUUUUGUAGUUUAUUACUAGAGAAAUUACCAAAACACCCAGAAUAUACCAAAGAUGUUAAUAAAAAGUCAAUAAAUGAUUUAAAAUCAAAAGCAAACCAAAUAUUAUCAGAAUUAGAAUCAGUAAAAUCAGUAUUAGAUAAAGGUUAUAUUCUAAAAGUAAAAGAAGAGGAAAGACAAAAGGAAUUAGAAAGAAUAAAGCAAGAAAAGAUUAGGAAAAUUGAAGAGGAAAAUAAGAGAAAGCUCGAAGAAGAAAAAAAAAGAAAAGAAGAGGAGCAAAGAUUAAGAGAAAUCGAAGAUGAAUUAAACCAAAGUAUAAAAAUUGAUGCUGAGAAAAAGAAAAAAAAUAAAGACUUUAUAAUAGACCCAUCAUUUGUUCCUCCUCCAGAAAAAGAAAAACCACAACCUAAAUUACCACCAAUAUCAUUAGUUGAAAUUCCACAAGAUUUUGCAACACCAGCAACACCAGCAACAUCAACACCAGCCAACAAUAUUGUUAAAAAACCAAAUAUUGAUUCAGAUGAAGCAUCCAAAAAAUAUUCAAAAUUAAGAACAAUUAAUGUAGAUUUCAAAAUGUUUGAAGAUUUUAUGAGAUUAUCAGAAAACAAUACAAGUAGAAAAAUUGAAACAUGUGGAAUUCUUUCAGGUACACUUUCUAAUGAUGUAUUUACAAUCACAACCAUUAUUAUCCCCAAACAAGAGGGUACAACAGAUACAUGCAACACUAUUGAAGAACAUGAAAUAUUUGAAUAUCAAUUGGAACAUGACCUUUUAACAUUAGGUUGGGUACAUACACAUCCAACACAAGAAUGUUUCUUAUCAGCUGUUGACCUUCAUACUCAUUGUUCAUAUCAAUAUUUACUCCAAGAGGCCAUUGCUGUUGUUAUUGCCCCAAGAUCCAAUCCUAAUUUUGGUAUUUUCCGUUUAACCGAUCCACCAGGUUUAGAAACUAUUCAAAAAUGUAAAUUAAAAUCAUUCCAUCCCCAUCCACCAGUUAAUGGUGUGCCAGUAUAUACAAGUUGCAACCAUGUUAAAGUUUCAAGUGGCAAGUUUAAUGGAAAGGUUAUAGAUUUACGAAAUAAAAAAUAAUAAUAAUAAUAUCAGUAUUUUAUAAAAUAAUAUUUAUAAAACAAAUAUAAUAAUAAUAAAUUAUAAUAUAUAUUAAUAAAUAUAUAUUAAUAUGUGUAUAUGAAAACACUAUAGAGCUUU